Myzus persicae (green peach aphid) is the source of this 1152-nucleotide messenger RNA. RefSeq names its product homeobox protein TGIF2-like. Gene Ontology annotation, biological process: regulation of transcription by RNA polymerase II. Lineage: Eukaryota; Metazoa; Arthropoda; Insecta; Hemiptera; Aphididae. Gene Ontology annotation, molecular function: DNA-binding transcription factor activity, RNA polymerase II-specific; RNA polymerase II cis-regulatory region sequence-specific DNA binding. The coding region runs from base 653 to 1105 and encodes 150 amino acids. The transcript is spliced from 3 exons. The record is from RefSeq and is a predicted model, not a curated record.
AUAAUUAUUAAUUUAUGUAUUUUAUUAAUUUAUUAUUCAUAAUCAAUGCCUAUUCAUGUAAUGUAGGUUUUAUUAGAUGUCAGUUUGUGGUAUGAGUAUCGGUUUUGUUUAAAUAUUGGUUCACGUUCAUAGUUUUCACCGAAAAUAAAAAAUUGUAAUUAUAUCGGUAGCAUAAUCAGAAAAAGUGGUAAGUAUAGGCUGUAUUAAAAAAUUAUCCCUAUGGAAUCAAUAUUCCUAAUAUUUUCAUUUUUCACUGAAUAAGACAAACUUAUUGUACAAUAUACUUAUGCACGUUAUAAUAAACAUGAAGGUGUAAUAAUAUAUACUUUGAAAUAGUUAAUACAGCGAUGUCCAUUCAAGCACUUCACGAAAUUUGUUCUCUUUGACAUUUAGAUUAGAACACAUGCCUCUACUAUAAAUAGGUUUUGACAGCAGUAGAGUUUGACUUUUACAAUUAGCCGGUAUACGGGAACAACUAAUCUGACCAAUAAUUCAUAUACAAGAACAAUAUUUAGUGUCGAUGUUUAUUUUAUGUACUAUAUAGUAUAACAACUAAACUCUUUCCAUUAUUUUCGUUUAAUUUAUAGUAAUAUUUAAAUUAUUAGUUGUAAAUAAUAAAUUCCCAAAUUAGAUUGGCAUAGCUAAAAUAAAUAUGGCUAAAUUCAAUAGGAAACUUCAAGUUACGGUAAGGCCACAGAAGAGACCAAAUUUACCUAAAGCUGCAGUUAACAUUUUAACUAGAUGGCUUGAAGAAAAUUGUACCAAUCCAUAUCCAUCCGAGUCAACGAAGAAAAUUUUGAUGGAAGUUACAAAUCUUACUAAAAAUCAAAUUUACAAUUGGUUCAUUAAUAGUCGUCGGAGAAUACUUCCAAACAUUUUAAAGGAAAAGGAUAUAGACAAAAGUCUAAUACUAUUGAAAAUUAAAAAGUUCACGUGUUUCACUCGUAACAGUUUUGCUCACCAUUUUGAAAAGAAAACUCAAUGCAAAACCGAAAAAAAAAUGGUCGAAUCAGAACCUAAUAUUGAACCCAAAAACGAAGAUUACAAUUUGCAAUUACUAGCAGAAGUGGCUACUAAAUUGCCACGAAUCUCAUGUACAUCAUAAUAAUAUAUAUUUAGGUAUACAUUAUUUUUUAUGUACGGUUAGUCAAU